Molecule: messenger RNA, 1062 nt
Organism: Aspergillus lentulus
Lineage: Eukaryota; Fungi; Ascomycota; Eurotiomycetes; Eurotiales; Aspergillaceae
Product: translation initiation factor eIF2B subunit alpha
Biological process (GO): translational initiation
Cellular component (GO): eukaryotic translation initiation factor 2B complex
Molecular function (GO): guanyl-nucleotide exchange factor activity; translation initiation factor activity
Source: RefSeq, a predicted model, not a curated record
AUGGCAGAUCCAUCGAAACCGUUCGACAUUGUUGCGACAUACAAUGAACUAUUGCGCUCCGAUCCAGACCUGACUAUGCCCAUCGCUGCUAUUGAGGCUUUGGUCCUACUGCUCACUCACUCACCCUCGUCCACGAUAUCAGAGACUCUCGAUCUGCUGGAAAAAUCCACCGCGCACCUGAAGAAGUCGAUCCCUAACCCUAUCGGGCUUUCGGCCGGAACCGAUCUAUUUCAAAGAUACCUGAUUACGACUCUACAAAGGCCUGGACAGCUCGGACCGGCGGGAGAUUUCAACGCCAUCAGGGCGCAUCUAUUGUCCAACGGUCGGUUAUUCAUUCGGCGAGCAAAGGAAAGUCGAGACAAGAUUGCUGCGUUCGGUAGAGGUUUUAUUCGGGACGGAUGUACGGUUCUUACAAACGGUGGAUCGAGAGUCGUCGCUUCGUUGUUGCAGAAGGCAGCCGACGAGAAGGGCGGGCCCUCUGCUGUCCGUUUCCGGGUCAUCUACGUCCUUUCGUCGGCCAAUGGCGAUGUCGAGAACCAUCGUGCCGAGCCAGAGGGUAUGGAGACAGUACGUACGCUCAGGGCGAAGGGUGUACCUGUGGCCACAAUUUCUGAGUCGGCAGUGGCAUACUCUCUUGGCAAAGCCGACAUGGUGAUUGUAGGUGCCGAAGGUGUGGUCGAGAACGGGGGGAUUGUCUCGCGGAUGGGAACAUAUCAGAUUGGUCUUCUUGCAAAGGCAAUGGGAAAACCCUUUUACGUGGUUGCCGAGAGCCACAAGUUUGUCCGAUCUUACCCUCUUGGACAGUAUGACCUUCCUAUCGAGCAACAUGUUAUCAAUUUCAAGACCGAGGAAGAUAUCGCAGACGAAGCCAAGCAACAGUCGACCGAAUCACAAAAAACAACAGAAGUUGAGUCUCUGGAGGCGAGUCCGGGUUCGAAAGGCGGAGGCCGUUCUGAUGUGGUCGACUUCACACCGCCGCAUCUGAUUUCCGCCUUGAUCACGGAUAGCGGCGUGUUAACGCCGAGCGCGGUCAGCGAAGAACUGAUCAAGAUAUGGUUUUGA